This is a messenger RNA of Triticum dicoccoides, 2109 nucleotides long. RefSeq names its product pentatricopeptide repeat-containing protein At4g01990, mitochondrial-like. Bases 42 to 1571 code for a protein of 509 amino acids. Lineage: Eukaryota; Viridiplantae; Streptophyta; Magnoliopsida; Poales; Poaceae. The record is from RefSeq and is a predicted model, not a curated record. Gene Ontology annotation, cellular component: mitochondrion. The transcript is spliced from 3 exons. Gene Ontology annotation, molecular function: protein binding.
CCCAAGGGACGCGGCCAAACAGGACACCCGGUCAGCCGCCCAUGUUGCGCACGGCGAUCGCCGCGGAGGCCCGGCGGCGCAUCUCCCUUGCCCCGGCAAGAUUCGCGCACGAGCUCGCGCAGGCGCAGGCGCAGGCGCAGGCCCAGACGGCCGUCCCUGAGCGGGGCGGCUUUGAUCCAUCGUGGGCCCCGCUCUACAGGAGAAUCUCGAGGCUGUACGGCAGGCCGCCGGGAAUGGUGGCGGCGGAGAUGGACAACUAUCUCCGCAAGCGGCGCCCGCUCUCCGCGGACCAGAUCGUCGCCUACGUCCGGAAGCUCCGCAAGUUCAAGAGCAACGCUUGCGCGCUCGAGUUGAUGGACUGGAUGGAAUCUCGUGGAGCAAAGUUGAUACCUGGGCAUCAAGCGCUGCGGCUUGGCCUGGUUUCAAAAGUGCAUGGGAUACAGGCAGCUGAAGAAUAUUUCUGGAGCCUUCCUGAUAAGUCAAAGAAAACUUAUUCAUCUUUGCUUAACUGCUAUGGUGAACACAGAAUGGCAAGCAAAGGUCUGGAACUCUAUGAGAAGAUGAAAGUCAUGGACAUUGUUCCAAAUACACUGUUGUACAACAACUUGAUGACUUUGUACCAAAAGGCGGGCCAGCCAGAGAAAAUCCCCUCCACAUUUGAAGAAAUGCGAGAAAGUGGUAUAAGUGCUAACAAUUUUACAUAUUGCAUAUUGAUAGAAAGCUAUGUUACAAUGAAUGACCUGGAGGCUGCAGAGAAAGUCCUGGAAGAAUUGCAGAAGGUGGCUCCAGUUCACUGGUCCUUGUACACUAUGAUGGCAAACAAUUACCUUAAACAAGAGCUGUUUGGAAAGGCAGAAGUGGCCCUAAAGAAAGCUGAGGAAGUCAUGGAUAAAGCUGAGUUGUUGUCCUGGCAUUUCCUCAUCUCUUUGUAUGCCCGUUCUGGCAAUUCAACCGAGCUUAAGAGGAUCUGGGAGUCUUUGAAGUCCACAUUCAAGAAAUGCUCGAACAAAAACUAUCUUGUGAUGCUUGAAGCUCUGAGUAUGAUUGAUGACCUUGAGUCUUUGCAGCAAAUCUUUCAGGAGUGGGAAUCGAGUAAUGAACAUUACGACAUGAGGAUAACAAAUGUCAUGAUCAAAGCUUACCUUGAUAAGGGCAUGAUAGACGAAGCUGAGGCUAUCCGUCAGAGCACCAUGUCUCAGGGCCAUUGCAACGGGAGGACGGUUUACAUGUUUGCCGAGUUCUAUUUGGACAAAUCUGAUGUUACCGCGGCACUGGAGAUCUUGAGAGAUGCAAAGAAGAUGCUUACGGCACACAAAUGGGUGCCAUCGGAAAAGCUUACGAGCAGAUUUCUGAAGCACUAUGAAGAGUCAAAGGAUGUUGAUGGUGUGGAGUCUUUCUGCGAGUGCCUGAAGAAGCUCGAAUGCCUUGAUGCGGAAGCUUAUGAGGGCAUGGUGCGGACCUAUAUAGCUGCAGGUAGAACCAACCCAUCCAUUGCUCAGCGCAUCGAAGAUGAUGGGAUUCACGUUGGCCCUGAGACGACGAAAUUGCUGGAGCGUGUUUCCGGCAAUUGAAACUGAGAAGGAAAGAAACUUUGUACUUAACCAGUCGAUUGCAGUACCCAGGUAUUCUCUAAUGUUUAAUGUUGCCGACCAUUCGUGAAGAGGCGCAAGGAAGCGGUGAGUGAUUUCUGAUAUAUUGUUUGUUUGCGCCAGGUAGUGUUUUUUUUAGGGAAACUGGCUUACAUAAUUAAUCAACCAUUUGGGGUACAAUGCAAUGUCGGGCGAAUGUAAGAGCUAGAUUUUGGCCAGUUUUUCUGUAUUUGAAAGCUUACCAACAAGACUCAAAGGCCUAGAUAAUAUAAUCUCGCGGUGGUUGUUUGUCUAUCAGGAUUAAGUAUCAGCACCAAACUUGUAUAAGCUGCAGUUGGAAUUGUAUCUUUUUUAUUCCUAGUGACAGCGGUUAACUGAUAAAGAGACAAAGAGAUGUGCUCCCUGUUAUGAGUCUAUAACUGUAAUAAUUUCCAUGUAACUCUGCAAAUUCAGAAAUAAGGUUUGUACUUGAUACUUACAACUUGUAUUUGAGAAAAAAAUAGCUCGAAGUUGUGUUGAA